UUUUCAAUUUUUGAAAAGUUCUUGUGUUCUUAAUUUGUCAUUUGUUUUUGUGUAACAUAUAUGUUUGUAUUAUGUUAAGAUUGAUGUCAUGGGGAGUUCAGGUACGAACUUGGUGACUACAAUAAUUGGUUUUGGAUUGAGUGCAACAUUCAUAGUGUUUGUGUGCACAAGAAUCAUUUGUGGGAGAAUUCAAAGGUAUAUAGCAUCAUCAUCAUCUUCAUCAUCAAGGACUAUAUAUGAAUUUCAAUCAAGACCAGACAUAGAACGGGGAGAACAUGAUGUUGUUGAGGGAGUACCUGCUUUUGUUUCUGCAAUCCCCACUUUAAAGUUCAACAAAGAGGCUUUCAGCUCCGUUGAAUGUACACAGUGUGUGAUAUGUUUGGGAGAUUACAAAGAGCAAGAAUUGUUGAGGAUCAUACCAAAAUGUGGGCACUGUUUUCAUGUCUCUUGCAUUGAUAUGUGGCUAAGAAAGCAAUCUACAUGCCCUGUAUGCCGUUUGCCACUUAGAAAUGCUCUUGAACAAAAGAAUGUGACAAGUGUGGCAUUCACAAUAAGCCACCACCACUCUCUUCAUGAUGAGUCUAAUGCUUCAUUACAAAGGAACAUUAGUGAUGAUGAGAGGCCAGUAGUUGAUUCUAAUUCUAGUAACACCUCACUUCCAAUUUCUGUAGGAGAACCUGAAAUAAGACCCUGAUAACAUCUUUCAAUUACAAUUAUAGUUACAGUUACAGU
Messenger RNA from Arachis ipaensis, 732 nucleotides. RefSeq names its product RING-H2 finger protein ATL5. NCBI's taxonomy places the organism in Eukaryota, Viridiplantae, Streptophyta, Magnoliopsida, Fabales, Fabaceae. The record is from RefSeq and is a predicted model, not a curated record.